GGGGGCGCGGGCGGUGGGUCCCCGGCGGGUGGCUGGGCCGUGGCGCGCCUCGAGGGCCGCGAGUUCGAGUACUUGAUGAAGAAGCGCUCGGUGACCAUCGGGCGCAACUCGUCGCAGGGCUCGGUGGACGUAAGCAUGGGCCACUCGAGCUUCAUCUCGCGGCGCCACCUCGAGAUCUUCACGCCCCCGGGCGGCGGCCAUGGUGGGGUGGCCCCCGAGUCGGCGCAGCCCGGGCCCGACGCCGGCGGCGACUUCUACCUGCGCUGCCUCGGCAAGAACGGGGUGUUCGUGGACGGCGUGUUCCAGAGGCGCGGGGCGCCUCCGCUGCAGCUGCCGCGCGUGUGCACAUUCAGGUUCCCGAGCACAAACAUCAAGAUAACAUUCACUGCCCUGUCCAGCGAGAAGAGGGAGAAGCAGGAGACCUCUGAGUCCCCAGUGAAGCCCGUGCAGGCCCACAUCUCGCCCCUGACCAUCAACAUUCCAGACACCAUGGCCCACCUCAUCAGCCCCCUCCCUUCCCCCACAGGAACCAUCAGUGCUGCAAACUCAUGCCCAUCCAGCCCCAGGGGAGCGGGGUCUUCGGGAUACAAAAUGGGCCGUGUGAUACCGUCUGACCUCAAUUUAAUGGCCGACAGCUCACAGCCAGAAAAUGAAAAGGAAGCUUCAGGUGGAGACAGCCCAAAGGAUGAUUCAAAGCCACCUUAUUCCUAUGCACAAUUAAUCGUACAAGCAAUUACGAUGGCUCCUGAUAAACAACUCACCCUAAAUGGAAUUUAUACGCACAUCACUAAAAAUUAUCCAUACUACAGGACUGCGGACAAGGGCUGGCAGAAUUCAAUUCGCCACAAUCUCUCUCUGAAUCGUUAUUUCAUCAAAGUACCACGUUCCCAGGAAGAACCAGGCAAAGGCUCAUUCUGGAGGAUAGAUCCUGCCUCUGAAAGCAAAUUAAUAGAGCAGGCUUUUAGGAAAAGACGGCCUAGGGGCGUGCCUUGCUUUAGAACCCCUCUGGGACCGCUCUCCUCUAGAAGUGCCCCAGCCUCUCCCAAUCACGCUGGAGUGCUGUCUGCUCACUCCAGUGGUGCCCAAACCCCCGAGAGCCUGUCAAGGGAAGGUUCACCGGCCCCCCUGGAGCCUGAGCCUGGGGCCUCACAGCCCAAACUCGCCGUCAUCCAGGAGGCACGGUUUGCCCAGAGUGCACCAGGCUCACCUCUGUCUAGUCAGCCCGUUUUAAUCGCUGUGCAACGGCAGCUGCCGCCAACGAUCAAGCCCGUCACCUACACUGUUGCCACCCCCGUGACCACCUCGACCUCCCAGCAGCCCGUCGUGCAGACAGUUCACGUCGUCCACCAGAUCCCAGCGGUGUCUGUCACCAGUGUGGCUGGACUGGCCCCGGCAAGCACAUACACUGUUGCCGGGCAGGCCGUGGUCACUCAGGCUGCCGUGCUGGCCCCUCCUAAGGCAGAGCCGCAAGAGAAUGGAGAUCACAGAGAAGUAAAAGUGAAAGUAGAACCUAUUCCUGCGAUUAGUCAUGCCACGCUAGGCGCUGCUAGCCGGAUCAUUCAGACGUCACAGACCACCCCUGUCCAGACGGUCACCAUAGUGCAGCAGGCGCCUCUAGGUCAGCACCAGCUACCCAUAAAAACUGUAACGCAGAACGGGACUCACGUGGUGCCCAUCCCCACCGCCAUCCACGGCCAGGUGAACAGUGCAGCAGCGAGUCCUCUGCACAUGCUGGCGACACAUGCAUCGGCGUCAGCCUCCCUGCCCACAAAGCGCCAGAACGGCGACCAGUCAGAGCAGCCGGAGCUGAAGCGAGUCAAGACCGAAGAUGGCAAGAGUAUUGUCAUUGCCCUGAGUGUGGACACGCCGCCGGCAGCCGUGAGGGAGAAGGGCGUCCAGAACUAGCGACUGGGAGAGCUUUUCUUCCCUUAACAUCAACUCUGUGGUGCCAAAAGGAGACACUGCCUCUCACCGACGCUCGGAGCGCAUACUCUCGGUGGGUAGAGGGCCCUGCGGUUGGACGUCACCUCAGCACUGAAAACACAAAACCCAGGUGGCCUUAAAACUCCUUAAUUUAAAGACAGAAGUCACAUUGAACAAAACACAUGCAACAAAACCUGGUUCUGGCAGUGUCUCCCCACCCCGCGCUCAGCUUUUAACUCCGAGUAAAGACUCACAGACCUUCCGAGUGAGGAUGGCGCCUGGUGCAAAGCGGAUCUGCUGGGACAGGGGCCCCCUCUAGGGGAUGGGGCAGGAGCCACCCUGCCACCCUCAGAGGACCUGCAGGGCUGGCACUGGUAGAUGAGACAGUAUUUUGUUCACAUGUGGAAUUAGAAUAUCUUGAGGUGUACUUUCUUUCUUUACAAAAUAAUGGGGUCUUUGACAUUUCAGAUCACUCCAUUUCUACUCUGGAAAUUUUGGAAUCACACAGGACCAUUCGUGUGGAUUUCAUUUGGGGAAAAGAAACAACGUAGUUUUGUUUGUUUUUAUUGUUUGUUUUCAGCCUAUGGAAUGAUUUACUUUUGUCUGUCCUGUUAAAGUUCAGAUGGAGCUACUUGGUGACAUUGCGAAUUUUCCGUGUUAGAGCAGGUGCCAGAUGAAUUUAAUCCACCUCCGUUUCAGUGACGGACGAUGACAGACGGACGCCCGCGGUCUGCACGGAAACACAACGGAAAGGACUCCGGACUCCUGCCGGACUAGCGGCCUCAAGGAGCUGCACUUAACUGGUUCUCUUUCUUGCUACUUUUUGUUGUUUGUUUAUUUGUGUUGACUCUAAGUAAAGUAAGUCUCCCGAGUAUUUUGUGUGUUUCAAACAACAGAACUAUGACUCUUUCAUCUGGAAAAAGAUUCAGUCUUUCAUCACACACCCUUUCAAACAAAUGUCACAGAUCUUUCUGGGGCAUGAUCGUUGUUUUAGGUGCCGUCACCAGCUCUCGGCAUCGCCCAACCAGCUAUCUACACUGCAUUUGCCCUGCUCACGGCGAGAGCAGCUGCUGGGGUGGAGCAGAAGCUGCAUGAUAGCACGAGGGGUUGGAAGCAAGCGCCCUGUGGUUCAGCAUUGGAAACAUCUAGGUCGUUUUCUGAUUUGUAGUAGGAAAUUCCCUUCAACCUUUCAGAACUGAAUCCCAUAUUAAGGCUGACCUCUCCUACAAAAAUAAAAGCGAGAGGAAAGUAAACAAAGGUGAGAGAAUGAGAAGUAGGAGGCCCUGCAACCUCAGCCCAUGCUCCUCCAGAAGAAAACCACUCACCUUUCCAGAGUGUUCCGAGGGUCAGGGCUGAGCAGCCAUGCAAAUAGAAAGAGGGCUUUGGCCUUAUUGUGAAUUUUUAAAUGUCAUCAUUAUAACGUUAUUUAUUUAAAUGUAGUUAUUUUGGUAUUUAAUUUUUUUUUAAAGAGAGGGAAAAAAAUCUGUAUUUUCCUGGUGGAAUGAAACGGCUCAGAAUGGUAUAUUUAGGCAAUUUUAAAACAUUUAUUAUUUACCUGAAGACCAAAUAUGAUAAAUCUGUUCUAAGUAUUGUGUGUCAAUCCACAGUAUGGAGCUGUCACAAUGUUACUGCAGAUAACGCAUAUUAAAAAUUAUGAAAUUACUGCACACUAGCUGGAUUUAUAACUCAGCCAUUUAAAAAAUAAAAAUGAAACCAUCAUGUGAA
Messenger RNA from Ceratotherium simum simum (southern white rhinoceros), 3648 nucleotides. NCBI's taxonomy places the organism in Eukaryota, Metazoa, Chordata, Mammalia, Perissodactyla, Rhinocerotidae. The record is from RefSeq and is a predicted model, not a curated record.